Drosophila santomea is the source of this 1256-nucleotide messenger RNA. RefSeq names its product protein obstructor-E. Bases 122 to 835 code for a protein of 237 amino acids. Lineage: Eukaryota; Metazoa; Arthropoda; Insecta; Diptera; Drosophilidae. The record is from RefSeq and is a predicted model, not a curated record. Gene Ontology annotation, cellular component: extracellular region. Gene Ontology annotation, molecular function: chitin binding. The transcript has 4 exons.
UUCCGUUGUUAGUUUAGUUUAACCAUCGCAGCGCUUGAGUCGCGAUUAGUAGUUGCUCAAGUGUACCCAGUUGCCAGGAUCUUCGCUCUGCCGUUUUUUUUUUUAACAGAUCGAGUCCAAAAUGAAGUUAUUUUUAUGUGCCAUUGCUGUGACCCUGUGUGUGGCGACAACCGUGUCCGCCGCCAACUUCGAGUGCCCGAAGCCCAAUGGCCAGUUCGCCGAUGAGGUGCAGUGCGAUAAGUUCUACGUCUGCGACGAUGGAGUGGCCAAGGCGAAGCUCUGUCCCGAUGGCCUCGUCUUCGAUCCCCUCAACCGCAAGUUCAACAAGUGCGACCAGCCCUUCAAUGUAGACUGCGAGGACCGCACGGAGCUCCAGGAGCCCAAGUCCAGCAAGUACUGCCCGCGCAAGAACGGCUUCUUCGCGCAUCCCGAUCCCGCCGUGUGCAACAUCUUCUACAACUGCAUCGAGGGCGACGCCCUGGAGACCAAGUGCACCGUGGGCCUGCACUUCGACGAAUACUCGGGCACCUGCGUGUGGCCGGAUACCGCGAAGCGUGAGGGCUGCAACCCGGAGCAGAGAACCUCCGAGACUGGAUUCGUGUGCCCCAAGGAUCAGCCGAAGACCGAUGACCGCGGCCAGGUGGUGACCCAUCCCAAGUACCCACAUCCCACCGACUGCCAGAAGUUCUACGUGUGCCUGAAUGGCGAGGAUCCCAGGGAUCUGGGCUGCCAGCUGGGCGAGGUCUACAACGAUGCCACCGAGAUGUGCGAUGCUCCCGAGAAUGUGCCCGGCUGCGAGGACUGGUACAAGGAUGUGGACGACAAAAAGGACUAAGCCACAAUGCGGUCGGCCCUCCUCAUCACAUCCACACUCACACUCAUGCACACACAAGCACACUGAGAGAAAAUCAAUCAAAUCAAAUCAAAUCCAAUCGAAACAAAACAAAACAAAACAACACACAGAUUCGCGUCUUAGUCACUUAAAUUUAGUAGUUCUAGCCCAUUUCCUAUAGAGCGUAUAGUGUAUGUGUAGCAGUUAAACUUCAAUACUCGGACUAUCUAUUUCUGAACUAUAUUUCCCUUUUCUCUGACUUUUCUAUAUCUACUUCUUAAUACUUUUCUAACUAUCCAAUCUCCACAUCCGUUCAUUUCUGUGCCCAACCGAACGCUGCCAAAUUGUUGUGUAUAUAUUUCACGCUUUCAGACUUUCGCCUUAUUAUUAUACAAAAAGAAUAAACUGAAUUUUUUAUAAACUA